This is a messenger RNA of Linum tenue, 1377 nucleotides long. Lineage: Eukaryota; Viridiplantae; Streptophyta; Magnoliopsida; Malpighiales; Linaceae. The record is from the annotation of a GenBank genome assembly.
AUGAAAUGGUUGGAGAAAGGCACUAGCGCCGGCGUCCAAGCCCUAUUGACGUUCUACCUGAAGCGCCAGUACUUCAUCAGCAACACUGCCGUUGCCACCACCUUAAUCCUGUGGAAUGCCCUCUCCAACUUCAGCUCACCUUGCGCCUCUCUCGCCGCCGAUUUGUACGGACGCUUUCGAGUAAUCUCCGCCAGCAGUAUCCUCGCUUUCUUGGGAAUGGGGAUCAUGUGGGCUACCACAUUGUCCUCCAAGGCACGGCCACCGCCUUGCUACGAAAGCAAUGAUCCCUGCGAAGGACCGAACGGCGGGCAACUCCUUCUCCUAUUCACCUCUCUGUUUCUGAUGGGCAUUGGAGGUGGUGGAAUAAGGCGGUGCUCGCAGACCUUUGCCGCAGAUCAAAUCAUGAUCAACCGGCCGGCCGGCGCCCCAACCAUCAGUAGCUGGUACCAUAGCGGGGCCGGAAUGUGGGUCAUUAUUGUGGUUCUACUCUUGACCAUAGCUCAGGAGGAAUACGGGUGGGGGUUUGGGUUAGGAGCCGCUGCGGUCUUCAUGUUGCUAUCCCUCGUCGUUUUCUUCAUAGCCUCGGCCGGGUACAGUAAGCUGCCAGGAGGGACCGACGGCCGACGGGGCCCACGCCGUCGUGAAAAGUCUAAUUCGCGUCAUUAUAGCGGCGUGGAGCAAAAGGAGUCAAUCCACGUCUUUCUUAAUAAAGCGUGCUUGGUGGUCAACGAGGAGAAAGAAGUCAACCCAACUACGGGUCUGCCAACGGAUCCGUGGGCGCUUUGCAGCGUCGAGCAAGUGGAAGAGUUCAAGGCUUUGGUCAAAUUGAUACCAAUUUGGUUAACCGGAGUCUUGAUCGCCGCUUUAACCAGCCCACUCACGUUCACGUCCCUACAAGCCGAAACCAUGAAGCGCCAAUUCAUAGGCCGCCGCAUCCAGAUCCCGGAAUCGGCCUACGGGGUCUUCACCGUCGCAUCGUCGACUCUCUUGGUAACACUCUACAAUCUCUCCAACAAGUUCUUCGUUUCCAAUGCCGGCAUCCCGGCCACGUGGCGCUGGCGCAUGGGUAUCGGCGCGGCGUUUUCUUGCACCGCUAACAUCGUUGCCGGAGCAGUGGAACGUAUUCGUCGGGAAAAGGAGAUAUUCACCAUGUCGGCGAACUGGCUGAUCGUCCAGCUCUGCCUGACCGGUUUGGGUGAAGGUUUCAGCGCCGUGGCCCACAGUGAGUUCUACGACUCACAUUUCGUAGGGGUUGUGGUCCUUGAGCCAGUUUGCUGGUGGAUUGGUGGCCAGUUUGGUGUUGCUUAUGGUGAAGAAAUUGACGGGGAAAGGAGUGAGAAAUUGGGUGGCAGACGAUUUGGACCGGAGUCAUUAUGA